AUGGCGGCGGUCGAGGUGGUCGACGUGCGGACCGACAUGCGAUUGCAGCGGUUCGACGGCACGGACGAGAAGCUCGAGGCCUGCACUGCGCUGCUCGGCUUCGAAGAGUUCAUGGCAGCGGCGGUCCAGAGGCAGGACCCGCUGCUGAACGACCAGCUCGACGAGCGCGCCAGGCAGGUCAGCCAACGGCUGUGGCACCUGCUGGUCACGUACUGCGAGGGCAAGGCGAUGGGGGUGGUCAAGCUCUCGCGCAAGAACGGUCUCGAGGCGUGGCACCAGCUCAAGAAUGAGUACGAGAGCCGUUCAUGUAAUCGUUGGACGGCGAUGCUGCGGUUCAUCCUGAACCCGCAGGGCAAGUGGGCCAAGGAUCGCGAGGCGGGCAUCGACUUCUUUCAGUCGCUCACCGCCUGGGAGGCGAUCGUGGCGGAGUAUGUGGACCAGAGUGGCGAGGGAGUCUCGGGCAAUGUUAGGGUGAGCGUACUGCUUGAGCACGCGCCAGAUCCACAUCGUGAGGUGCUGCGACAGGCUCCAGAGGAGGUGGCGCUCACCUUCGGCGCAGCUCGCAGCCACACCGGGGGCUACUACAAUCAGGGAACACCCGCGUGCCAGACGCGGGGGGGGGUCGCGCCGGCGCAGGUGGAUGCGAUUCGUGCCCAGCUUCCCAGUGGCAAGGCCAGCGGCAUGGGCAAGGCAAGCAAGGCGGACAUGUCAGGCGGGAAGUCGGGCAAGUUCCAGAAGGGCGAGAACUCGAAGACCAAGUCCAAGGCUCGCGACGGCGGCAAGCACGGCAAGAGCCAGACGGAGUACUGUGACGGCGAGUGCGGCUACUGUGGCAAGUGGGGCCACAAGCGGGCCGAUUGCAGGAAGAAGAAGGCCGACGACGCGAAGAAAGAGCCAGGUCACACUCGAGCGGUGCAAGGCGCCGCAGCCUCAUCAUCGGGGCAGCAGCCAGCGGAUGGCACGGUGAGGGCGGCGUCGGGCUACUACGACGGCACACCCGACGGCUGGGUGUUCGCGGUCACGGCGGGGACGGACGGCAAGGUGGCGAAGGUCGGCGGCUCCAUCCUGAUCGACAGCGGCAGCGACGCCCAUCUCUGCAGGCACAGGUUCGCCCCAGAGGCCCCCGUCAGCACCGCAGUGGACGCGCCGAGGCUCUUUGACGUGCAGCAGCGGCCGCUACCGACGGCAGGUCUAAGAGGAGGUGAGAUGACACUGAAGGAGGGCAUCAAGGCGACGGCGGACUUCCUCGUCGCGGGCGUGAACGAUGAUCUGCUGAGCAUGGGGAAGCUGCUCAGGCAGGGCUUCAAGUUCAACCUCCACCUGGAUGACGGGCUCUACAUGACGAAGGGCCAUCGCAGCGUGCAGCUCGAGCUGGAGAGGCUCACCGCUGCCGCGGCGCGGCAGAGCGGCAGGAUGCAGGUCGCGCUCGAGGACUCCGAGCGGAAGGCGCCGCCCAUCAGCUACGACGUCGGGUUCUGCAAGACGGCUGACGAGGACGGGGGCCCGACGAAGGUUGAGGAGACAUGCGCGACGAUGUUCGCGGGUCUCAGCUCGGAUGCGGGAGUGGUGAAGGUUAUCCCAUGCCCAUCGAAGUCAGCAUCGCCAUGCGCGAUUGCGGGCAUCAAGUCAUUCGUGCAGCGGCUCGAGACGGGCAGGUCCAGACUCAGGACCGACUCCGAGCCUGCAACGAAGGCAAUCCUGGACGGGGCGGUCGCAGAGCUGACGGGCAAGGUCACUCCAGAACUGACGCCUAAGCACAGCAGCCAGUCCAACCCAGCGGAGGCGGCGGUGAAGAUCGUCGAGGGCCAGACGCGAGUCCUCAGGCUGGAUCUCGAGAAGCGCUACGGCACCAGGAUCACCGCGGCGAUGCCGAUCUGGGCCUGGAUGGUGCGUCACGCUGGGUGGCUACGCGAACGGUGCCCCCGACGGGUUGGAGGACAGUCCCCGCGCGAGAUAGCGACAGGCACGCCCUACAAGGGCGACAUCUUCAACUUCGGCGAGGCAGCGAGGCGCGGGCUGCCGCCUGAGGCGGAGGCCUCAGGGAGCAAGCGAGCGCGGGUUGCAGCGGUCCACGAGCUGGGCGUCGGCAGCGUGGACGACUCGCCCGACGCGUUCUGGGAGGAGAUCUCGGAUGAGGUUGAGGACCCGACCGAGGGCAUGUUCGACGUGGACGUGCAGGAUGAGUUGGACAAGGAGCUCACGCUGGAGCACCUGCAGAGCCUCCUGGACCACGGCGUCGGCGAGGACAUCCCCAAGUCGGAGGCAAGGGGAAUGAAGCACAUCACCACGCGCUGGGAGAAGCAGUGGAGGAGUGGCGCGCGCGACGACCUGUUCACGCCAGGAUCGGCUCCGAUCUCCAACAGGCUCGUCGAGUUCGUGGCGCUCAAGCGCGGCUUCGAGGUGAUAACGCUGGACGCGACGGACGCCUUCUACCAGGCGCCUGAGCACGAGGACGUGGUGGUGGAUCCACCGCAGGAGUACUUGGACAGGCUGCAGGCAGAGGGCAGGAGCACGGGCAUCUACUGGAAGCUGAAGAGACAGCUGCCUGGCAGGCGCACGGCGGCGCCUGGCUGGGUGGAGCACAUGGCGGGCAUCCUCGCGGACGAGAUGCGCAUGGCGAGGUGCGAGGUGGCCCCGCAGUUCUUCUACAACUCGGAGAUUGAGGUGGUGGUCGGGCUCCACAUGGACGACCUGCACAUGGCAGGACCAAGGGGCGCGCUGGAGGGCUUUCGCGACGAGCUGGGGCAGCGCGUGACCUUCAGCGGCGGCGAGAUCCACGAGCACGGCACCACCUACGAGCACCUGGAGAGGCUGAGGACGCGGCUCGAGCACGGGGCGGAGCUGAAGGCGAACCCGAAGUACCUGGACUACGCGGUGGAGACCUUCGGCCUCGGGAACUCGAACACGGCUGGCAUCUACCGUUCCUGCGUGGGGGCGUUGAUGUACUGCGCCCAGGACAGGGCGGACUGCCAGUGCGAAGUGAGCUUGAUCGGGCGAAUGCUGUCGCGCCCCACCGUCGGCGCCUUCGCCGCGCUCAAGAGGUUGGCCAGGUACCUGAUGGGCACGAGGGACGCGGUGAACUGGCCGCCGAGGCCGACGGAGGGCACGAACGUGGAGCUGGUGGGCUACGGCGAUAGCGACUGGGCAGGCGACUUGCAGACCAGGAGGUCGCAGUCGAGCGGCGAGAUCGAGAUUGACAACGUCCCCAUGCACUCCUUCAGCAGGCGCCAGGGGGUCGUGGCGACCAGCUCGGGGGUGGCAGCGCACUGCGCGGCGACGGCGGUCGCCGAGGACCUCCUCUAUUUCAAGUCGCUCCUGGAGUUCAUGGGCUUCGCGGUGGUCAGGAACCUGGAGGCGCGCGUGCUCUGGCCCCAGCAGGCGAUCAAGAGGAAGCUGAUGGACCUCGGGACCGUCGGCACCGACGACAACAAGGCGGACUUGGACGCGAAGGUCCUCGGGUACGAGCGCUUCGUUAAGCUCAGGACGAUGAACGGCAUCUACACGGACAUGGGCCAGGUCGCGGGGAGUGACCACCAGUCGGAGGAGGUGGACUUCGACGUGGAGGCGGCAGUUCGGGUUCGGCGCGCCAGAGGCGUGGCCACUUCACCGAGUGUGAGCCGCUCAGCGGCCCUGGCGAUGAUCACGGCGGCGGUGACGCUCCUUCAAGGGUGCGAAGGACCCGCCACCGAGUACGACGGCUACUACGACACGGAGGUUUGCUCCAAGGACGGCGCGGUCGUGAGCGAUUGGGCGAACUAUUGGCUGGUGGUGGUCGUCUGGGCGCUGGUCGUGGCCGCCGUCUGCGGCUACGCGGGGUUCCGCUACGCCAGCUGGGGGGGGGGGGGGGGGGCAGAGUGGCUCCUUGUCCCGACCGAGCCCGAUGACGCGAAGGACAAGAAGACCGACUCAGGCAUCAGCUGUGUGCCAGUCCCGUCGACGGCGGAGCAGAGCUACCAUACGAGGAG
Molecule: messenger RNA, 3965 nt
Organism: Prorocentrum cordatum
Lineage: Eukaryota; Dinophyceae; Prorocentrales; Prorocentraceae
Source: the annotation of a GenBank genome assembly